Molecule: messenger RNA, 2685 nt
Organism: Miniopterus natalensis
Lineage: Eukaryota; Metazoa; Chordata; Mammalia; Chiroptera; Miniopteridae
Gene: GPR156
Product: G protein-coupled receptor 156
Biological process (GO): G protein-coupled receptor signaling pathway; gamma-aminobutyric acid signaling pathway
Cellular component (GO): membrane; G protein-coupled receptor heterodimeric complex
Molecular function (GO): G protein-coupled GABA receptor activity
Source: RefSeq, a predicted model, not a curated record
UUGAUGAAGGAGCUUGGUGAAAUAACCCUUCGCUUCCACCUGAAUGGGUUGUUCAUCACAGAUUUUGAGCUAGGGGCCAGCUCUAAAAUGGUGCCUCUGAAGAAAAGAUUUGAGAUGCUGUUAUGUUUUCAUCAAAGAUCUGCUGGUUCCCUACCAGCGGGUAACCAAGACUGAAUACGUGCACACGAAGAGGGGCAUGUGAUGACAUGGAGCCUGAAAUAAACUGCUCUGACUUGUGUGACAGUUUGCCUGGCCAGGAGCUGGAUCGGAGACCCAUUCAUGAACUCUGCAAGACGACUAUUACCUCUUCCCACCAGAGCAGUAAGACCAUUUCUUCAUUAUCUCCUGCCCUCUUGGGUAUAGUUUGGACUUUUCUCAGCUGUGGACUUCUUCUGAUAGUCUUCUUUCUUGGCUUCACAAUUCGCUGCAGAAAGAACAGGAUUGUGAAGAUGUCCAGUCCCAAUCUGAACAUUGUGACCUUGCUGGGCAGUUGUCUGACUUACAGUAGCGCUUACCUCUUUGGGAUUCAAGGUCAAGAUGCUUCAGUGGGAAGCUCAAUGGAAACUCUCAUUCAGGUAAGACUGUCCAUGCUGUGCAUUGGGACCUCCCUUGUGUUUGGACCCAUUCUGGGGAAGAGCUGGCGACUCUACAAGGUGUUUACCCAGAGGGUCCCGGACAAGAGAGUGAUAAUCAAAGACCUGCAGCUACUGGGGCUGGUGGCAGCCUUGGUGAUAGCUGAUGUGAUCCUGCUCAUGACGUGGGUAUUGACGGACCCCAUCCAAUGCCUCCAGAUUCUCGGAGUCAGUAUGACGGUGGCAGGGAGAGAAGUGGCCUGCUCGCUGACCAGCACGCACUUCUGUGCUUCCCGGUACUCUGAUGUCUGGAUUGCCCUUGUUUUGGGAUGCAAGGGCCUGCUGCUGCUGUAUGGUGCCUACCUGGCUGGCCUCACCGACCACGUCAGCUCUCCUCCCGUGAAUCAGUCUUUAACCAUCAUGGUGGGGGUCAACCUUGUGGUGCUGGCUGCCGGGCUGCUUUUUGUGGUCACCAGAUACUUGCACUCCUGGCCCAACCUGGUCUUUGGCCUCACAUCCGGAGGAAUCUUUGUUUGCACAACCACCAUCAACUGCUUCAUCUUCGUUCCCCAGCUGAAGCAGUGGAAGGCAUUUGAAGAGGAAAACCAAACAAUUAGAUGCAUGGCCAAAUAUUUCAGCACUCCCAGCAAAGGCUGCCAUACCCAGUAUGGUGAGGAACAGAACUGCCACGCCAGAGGAGAGAAAACCUCCAUGGAAAGACUCCUCACAGAAAAAAAUGCUGUGAUUGAAAGCUUGCAGGAACAAGUCAACAACGCCAAAGAGAAGCUAGUGAGGCUUAUGUCAGCUGAGUGUACCUAUGACCCCCCAGAGUGGGCUGGCCUCCCUGCCUCUUCCCACAGCAAGGACUGCCAGGCUGCAGCCCCUGUGCACGGCCUAGCAACUCCAAGGCAUUCCAAAUGCCUCUCUAACCCUCCGAAUGACACCAGUGCGGCUGCCCAGGACUCCCAGAGCACCUCAGUGCUCUCCUCAAGUGCACAGAGCCUCGAGGGGCCUGGGAAGGACACUGGCUCUUCCCCGGGGCAGAAGGAGGUGUCUGACUUGAAAGACUCUUCUGAUCAUUUAAACUUGGGCUGCAGCCAGAAGCAACAGGCUGAGCAAAGCCAGGGGACAGAAAGAAAAGAUCAGGUACCUACGGCCCUCCACUGGAGUCUCAUACCAGGUGAAGAAGGCUCUGUUCCCCAGAGACAGGGGCAGCUGGAGAACUCAGAGGAGCCCCAAAAGCAGCUGUCAAGGGUCAAUUCAGUGAUCAGAGAGAAGCUUCAAGAAGUCCUACAAGAUCUGGGCCUGGGCGCUGAGGCUCCUGUCACCUCUUCCCUGUCUUGUCCCCAGCAGCCCUGGAAGAGCAGUGCUGCCCACAGCCCCCAGAAGAUGCCUCUCUCCAAGGAGCUGGGCUUCAGCCCAUACAUGGUGAGGAGAAGGCGGGCAGUGCAGCGGGCUCGCUCACACUUUCCGGGCUCUGUACCCUCCUAUGUGGGGCAUCGGGCAAAUAGGAUUAUAUCUGGUGCAAAAAGUGGGUUAAAUGUGCAGAACAGGGACAGCCUCUGCUUGGACCCUCAAACUGCUGAUUCCAAUGCACCCUCUUCCAAGAAGCCUUCAGGACUCCCAGAUCCUCAAGGCAAGCCAGGCACCCUGGAGGACAGCAAACAAUGCCAGGCAGAGCCCCAGGGGGCUGGAAGGAGCCCUGCAGCCUUCCCUCACCAACCUGCUGACUCUGGCCGGGCACAGUGUCCCGCUGGCCACCGCCUAUCCAGAGCCUCACCAGAUCUGCCUGAGCAGAGACAGCUGCAGUCCUCGGGGUCCCCAGGCUGUCCCUCCCUUUCUUCUCCAUGCAACUACCUUGAUACUGAGUCCAGCAGCUCAGACGAGUUUUUCUGCCACUGCCACCGGCCCUACUGUGAAAUCUGCUUCCAGAGUUCCUCUGAUUCCAGUGACAGUGGCUCAUCAGACACUGACCCUGAGCAUGCUGGGGGGCUGGCUUCCUGGGAAAAGCUGUGGGCCCGCUCAAAGCCUAUCGUGAACUUCAAAGAUGACCUGAAACCCACACUGGUGUAAAACUAAGCAGGGCAGGUCUGGAUAGAGAAGUUGGUCCAGG